GUGUGUUUGAAUUUUUAAGGAAUUCAACUUGAUCUCUUUGUGGAAAUUUCAUUUAAUUGCAUUUUUAAUUAAAUUUCUUUGACGGUUUUUCAGAACUCUUGAAACGAUUAAUCAUCUACAAAACCCUCAACGAGUAAUAUCUUUUCUUAUGAACUUAGAAAUUGCACGUCCCCCGACCGUUAAAUAAAUCAAGUAAUUUUUCAGUUCCAAACAAAUGGAACAUUUCCUGUGAAUGACUCGCUGUUGAAAAUUCCAUUAUUUUUCCUUGAAUUUACAUGAGUAACAGCUUAACGAUGUGCAUCCAAGAGCCCUUUACUCAACAAUUUCCCGAGUUGGGCUGCAUUAACUUGUGGACCAGCCGAUAAUUUCGAUGAUUGUGAUUUAUGCCACCACAUCCCGAGAAAAUUUCAUUCCGCCUCCUCUUCCUCAUCUCGCAUGCGUCCCACGCACAGUGCUAUAUUGUCUCCCUUGUUCGUUGACUGUAGCCACCAAGAUCACUCAAAAACAUCAUUAUCAGAAUAUCAGCAGAUAAUAUUAUAUGGUGAAUUCGUAAGGAACUUUAGCAUUUUCAUAGUGCAUGUUGUGCCAGACAGAGAAUAGUCCGUGGUCGAGUUCUAGUUCUAUGUUAAAGUCAGCCCAAUGGCGUGGGCAUGAGAUGAGGGGGAUAAAGACAUCGUUGAGAUACAUGACGCUAUAUUUGAUACACUGACGGUGGAUUACUAGGGUAUCACGAACAUGUGGUCUCAAUGAAAUUGUAAUACAGCUUCUUAUCGUUGAUACAGCUCAGAUGGAUGGACCCCACCCUGUUUAUUUUGAGUUAUGGCCACCUGGUUUGUACUUCCGGUUUGGAAAUCAACAAGGGGAGGUGUGCGAUACGUCGGGAUGUGCGAUGUAUUACUGGAUUUUAAAUUCUUUGAGGGUAUUUCCGGAGGUUCUGAUUAUUCCACGAAUUGAUUUGAGGAAUUGUCAGUUCUCCAACCAAAGCUACAAUUUUCGGGAUAAUCUUGUCUGUGGAAAAAAUUAAGCUCUGCAAAGAAAACUUCAGCAGGAAAUAUUUUUAUUUGAUUCUAAAGCUUGAAUACUUAUAAAAAAUCAUGGUUAGAAAUAAUGUAUUGAAGAAAUGAUAUUUUUGACGCUCCUUAAAAAGUUGUAGCGAUAGCCUCUUGACUCUGUCAUAAUAUGCAAACAUCCCAGAUUUCAGGUGAGCGAAAUAAGUUUCAAGUGAAGUUUCUCUUGAAUUUUUAAACGAAACUUGAAAUUUUAUGAGCCCUUUCUCUCCAAGUAGAAUUUAAUACCUCUUCACUGGAAAUUACUGCUAGAAUGCCCAUAAAUUUCCCUUUCUUGUACCAUCCUUUAAAAAUAUGUUCUCAAACUUCAGAUUCUCAUCUCAAGGAAUUUUCAAAGUUAAUAAGGAAAAAUAAAUCAUAACUCGCAGUGAUUUUCAUGCCAUAUUACCUCUGAAAUUUCACAUAAUCUGAUAAUUAGAGUCGGAUAAAUAUGUUUUGCAUCAUUGCGGGUUUAUUUCUCAUUUCAGUUUUAAUUGAGAACUUUACCGAAUACAAUUAAAUGAUUAUUUGUGAACAAAAAUGAAAUAUAUUCUUCAUUUUAUAUUCAAUCAACGGAUCAUAUAAUAGGGGGUAAUGAUGAAUAAAUUUUUAUGCGAAAAUUAAAACGUCUGCGAUGCUACGCACAUGGUCUAAUGCCACUUGAUAAUUUCAUUCUCAACUUCCAUACCACAUGGAUCUUCCUUGGUGCAAGAAACUCCGGGUUGUCUGUUAAAAAUCGUUUGAAACCAAUGGGCAACUGGUAGCUCACAAAACUGGCGCCAAGAAACUUCACAAGACCACGUCGAAUGCUCUCUCUUCUGUCUCGGAUAUCCGACGCCGUAUUCCUUUUUUACUGUCAGUUUGUGUACAUCAACGGAUCUUGUGCCCCAACUGCUGGGUAUGUUUGACGAGUUGGCGCGUAAGGAGCAAGCAAAUAAUCACAGUGGUGAUCAAAUACCAGCAGCAAUACAGAAGCGUCUCAGUCUGGUUGCAUCGCAUUCUCAACGUAACACCAUAUUCGGUCAGAUCUGUAGUGCAGGAUACACGGAAAAGCAUCUGACGAUGGAGGAGAAUCAAAUGCCAGAAGUAACUGUUUGCCACGGUCUCGAGGAGAAUAAGGGGACAAAGGGAUGCACGAUGAUUAACAACUGCAUUACCAAGACAAAGUAUAACAAUAAUAGAUUAGCACCGGAGCAAGGACUGUGCGGGAGGCAGAAGAAGCAACUUGGAAGGCCACUAUCGGGCAGUUCAAUUGCUUCCAGUACUUCGUCCAGUGGUGGCAGUAAUCAAGAAAAUACUGUUUCCGCCAAUCCGUAUUUGGCUUCUGUCGAGUCAUUGGCCGAUGCUUGUGCCAGUUCACAAGUAUCCGGUGACAGUGGGGUAGGAGCUGGCUCGGCAGAAGAACCUCACUGCUUGCUUCUGCGAGAGGCCAUAAAUCGUAGAAAAACAAUUCCCCAAGAAUCAGUAUUUCGCAACACCGUAGAAAGAGUCUUGUUAGAGAUUGUGGAUACGGAGGCAAUUUACGUCGAGCAUCUCUGCCAGGUUAUCCAAGGAUAUCUGAUAGUCUGGCGGGAUGACCCAAAUUCUCUCCUCACCCAGUUUGAAUUGUCUAACUUAUUCAACAAUAUUGAGGACAUAUUUAGCUUCAAUAGUCAGUUUUUGAAGGAAAUUAAAGAAUGUCAGUUGAAGCCCAUUCUCGUGGCGAACACCUUCAUCAAGCACAAUUCUGGUUUCAAAGUGUACACCGAGUACUGUACCAAAUACCCCAGAGCUGUGUCGAUACUAACGGAGCUGAUGAGCCGAGAGGAAACUGCAAAGGCCUUCCGCGAGAGACAGGAAGCCCUGGGGCAUGCCCUACCCCUCGGUUCGUUCCUUCUCAAGCCUGUUCAGAGGAUACUCAAGUAUCAUCUUCUGCUGGAGAAUUUGUCGAAGGAAUUCGAGGCCGACGACGCCGGGAGGAACUUCAACGAGGGCAAGAGCACCAUUGAUGAGGCACUCAAGGCCAUGACUGGAAUUGCUGAGCACAUCAAUGCCAUGAAACGCAAGCACGAACAUGCUGUCAGGGUUCAGGAGAUUCAGUCGCUGCUUUAUGGAUGGACUGGGGCUGAUUUGACCACCAAUGGUGAGCUCAUCGCUGAGGGGAGGUUCAGGAUGAGGGGGGCUAAAGCACCCAGGCAUGCUUUCCUCUUCGAACGAAUGCUCUUACUUACAAAGAAGAAGGAGGACGGAUUGCUUGUUUAUAAAGCUCAUAUUAUGUGUUCAAAUCUAAUGUUAAUCGAGAGUAUACCAGGAGAGCCAUUUAGUUUCCAUGUCAUUCCCUUUGAUAAUCCAAGGUUGCAGUACACUUUGCAGGCACGAAACUUGGAGCACAAAAGGGAAUGGACCCUCCAAAUAAAACGAGUAAUGCUGGAGAACUACAACGCGGUGAUACCCAUCCACGCCCGCCAAUUGGUGCUCCAGCUGGGUCAAUCUCAUCACGAUGACGAGGCUACCACUGAAAAAAUAUCAAUGAAAAAAUUGUAUACAUCGCCACCCGAGUACCUGGAGCGACGAAAGCAGGAGAAAGACCGGCGAAGAUCGGAGGCUGGAAUGGGGCCAAAAUCGAAGAAAAACAUUGCCAAAUUCGACGGUAAUUCGACUGAAAGUCCGUCCUUCUCCUCCUCUUCAUCGACCUCAUCCUCGUCCUCUGGUCAACGAGAGCAGGGUCUGAACAGAUCGCUGGACGGUCGAGCUUUAAAAGUGAAGGACAGACUGACUAAUUGGCGGAGAAAAUCCGAGCCUGGUUUCCAAUCGUAUGUGUCCUUCAACAAUUCCGACAAUGAUGAGGAAAAAGAGAAGGACAUUAACGAAAAAGCGAAUAACAGCAUUAACAAUCAAAAUAAUCUCCCUGGAAAUUCAUCGCCCACAGAAGCGAUCAAUUGUCCAAUCCCCGAGGAUCGAAGGGAGGAAAACAUGAAGAACAAUCUGGCCCCAAAUAAAGAUGUGAAUAUGGAGCCCCAGACAGUCGAGCAGAUAGUGGGUCACAUUCUCAUGCAGAACGAGGAAUUCCAGAAGCUCUUGGAGAAGCAGAGGAACAACAGUAUGACCAACGUUAGGCAACAGCAACGUUUUCAUAAGGACCAGCAGAUGAACACUCCCAUGGAUACCUCCGAGGAGAGUGACAAUUGCGACAGCUACCCCUCGAACCCAAUAAACAACAGGAUGAGAUUGAACAGAAUAACUGGUGCCAAUAGGGAGAGAAGAGAGUACAGAUCAAUGCGCUCCAACAACAGCUCCUGGACUAGUCGAUACCAGUCGGACAAAAGUCCAGGGUCUCAGCUGCGCCUGCAGUACAAUAACUUCAAAGCUGAUACUGACCAGCCAAAGCCCCAGGAUAAGACAUUCAAGCGUCAGACCAUUCUGACGGAGAGUAAAAUAAUAAAAACAGCUCUGAGAAUAAACGACGACUCGAGGGAGGAGGGUAAAGUCGACUGUCCAACACGUCCCUCAGUCUGGCUGACUCAACUCUGUGAGGACCUGCCAACGUCACCCCAUAAAUCAGGAUCACUGCCUCGGAGUUUUCAGAUUAAUCCAGAGCCUCGGGAAAAUUAUUCUCAGGAGAAGAUCGACAAAUCCAGGUUCCUGCAGAGGGAUGGGAAGCCGUUCAACGAGAGGCCAUUUACGAUAGCCUCUGAUAAGCCAGCUGACAUCAGCCUCGAGGAUAUGGAGAGGUACAACUCGUACCAGUCGGAGGAGCAGAUCAAUCAGCUGUCGAAUUCAGAUCUCAAUUCCGCUUCGACGUUCUUCUGUUCCCUAGAGGAUAAUUCAACAGUGGACUCUGAUUCUGACAGGAUCCAUCCGGAUCACAGAAUAUACAGGAGCACAAUGCUAAAGAAUGUCCUUUCAAAGGCUGGCAGCCGUCUUCAAGGAUUAAGGCUAACUCUCAGCACGGAAGCACUAGAGUCUAGUGAUCCUGCUGAUAGCAAGUCAAGGAGUCACAAGGGAAAGAAGAGGAGUAAGUCCAAACUGUUGAGAAUCUCCAGGGAGAGCUCUACUGAUGUCGAUGAGCCCACUGGCUGUGUACCCAUCAGGUCCUCCGAGGGAAAAAGUGUGUCAUCAUUAUGGUAUCAGCAGGGGAGUGAGGGAUUGGGGGCCAGGAUUGCUCAGGCUGAUUAUGCUGAUCCAUCUGUCCUUUUUGGGGCAUAUUUCGAGGGGAAGGCAGAGAGGGAACGAGCUGCCAGGAAUGAUGAGAAAUACUGUGAGGAUGAGGCUGCGGAAGAUUGCCAGGAGGUUGACGUCAAAGAGUCUGAUUGCUUCUACGAGAAAUCCUUCGAGAGCAUCGAGGAUUAUGCGACUCUCACCCAUAAUGAGGGAAAGGACGAUGCUUUCAGGGACAGUGCAAUAUUCAGUGAUGAUGAGGGGAAGGGGGAAGGUGGAGAUAUAUUUGGAAGGAAGUCGGAGGGGAAGAAAAUUCCACCCCCUGUGCCGGUGAAGAAACAUUGCCUCAAGGAGAUGACUAAGAGGGGUAAGCCUAGCAUUGCUGCUAAACCCGAGGGAUUAAAAGUGAGGCCCGUUGGGGACAGGAGGAGCGAGGGUACAGGUGUCAAAUGCAUCAGAGUCAGUCUGGUGCAGGGGGACCAGGGUGGGACGGUUGGGGAGGUCAAUGAUAUCUCAGCGGGACAGAGCCAGGUUGGCUGGGUCAAGAGGAUGGUCGGACAACUUCAAGCACAAAUCGAGGCAUAGUCCUGGAGAGUUCAAGUGGUGAGCUUUUUUGUUUGAGGGGAAAACAGUCACUCAAUUAUCUGUUCAAAAAUUGUAGUUAAAAUUAUCCAUAUGUAAACAUUCAUCCAUUUAGAGGAUUUUUAGAGCAAUUUUGCAAGAUUUGUUUAAAAAAUAGACUGAUGAUAUAAUUCUAUUAAAAAUCACCUUUUUAAAACGGGUUUCAUAAAUUAACCAGAUUCACCCUAUUUUACCCUCUUGCCCCUCAAAUAGUUACAGAAUUUCGCAGCAACCACGUAAACUCAAGUAGACUACUCCACCACUGUCCACCAAUAGACUCUAGUAUUCGAGAUAUUUAAUGAAAUUAUAAUUAAAAUUCAGCAAUGAACAAGACGAUAGAUACUGUUGCGUUUUAUUGGGAGAAUUUUUCCUUUCUAUUUACAAUUUAAUUUUUGCUAGUCGUGUUUAUACAUAAUACAAUCAUUGUAAAUAACUGACAAAUAAGAAAUAGUUAAAUACUGUCAUUUAUUUUUUCUACUCAUUAAGGAUAACGAAAAUCACGAUUUGGGUAUUCAAACAACGUAUUUUGAAAAAAUGUUUGAAUGAAAAAAAUCACCAAAUCAAGUGAGUUUCAUAGUUGAACGAUCGCAUUUCCCUAUUUAUCUAUAUUUCUCCAGUAUUUUAUACUGCGAAUUCCAUAUUAUUCUUGGUCUUUGAUGUCUCGCAUUGUAAACCGAUACGGAAUGACAUUAUCAAUAAAAAUUACGUAUUUUUUUUUGUAAUUUUUAUUAAAAAAAUUUUCUCCGUAUAGUGAAAAUAAAUUUGUACAUUGAAGCUGCGUCCGUUGGUUUCCAAAAAAUAUUAAAAAUAAAACUAUAAGUAUUUUAAAAAGA
Diachasmimorpha longicaudata is the source of this 6637-nucleotide messenger RNA. RefSeq lists its product as uncharacterized. Gene Ontology annotation, molecular function: small GTPase binding; guanyl-nucleotide exchange factor activity. The record is from RefSeq and is a predicted model, not a curated record. The transcript has 5 exons. Lineage: Eukaryota; Metazoa; Arthropoda; Insecta; Hymenoptera; Braconidae. Bases 1947 to 5768 code for a protein of 1273 amino acids.